CUCGGCGCUCGCGCUCGUGUGCCCGUCGCGCUUCCCCUCCGGCGCUCUCUGCACGCUGCCGACUCUCUCCCGACGGUCAGCGCGGGACAGCCCGGCCCAUCUUCUCCGUCGCAUUCACUCCGAAUUCACUCCCACAGGCCUGUCCUCGGCGAGAAUAGCCUGGUACAUCAAUCUCGAUUCACCGGGGCUCGAGAACGGGACAACAGAACAUGUCUGCAGAAGCCUCCUCCUCCAGGAGUGCGCGCGCGAAGCAUCCCGCUUCAGCGCCCCCAGCGGGCAUAGAUGACGUCGAGAAGCUCCUCAGCAGAGAGGCAACCGCCUUCCAGCGCGAGAUAGAAGUCGAGCGCAUACUCAAAGCAUUCAAGCUGAACCCGUACGAGAUAUUAGACUUGCAGCAGGAUGCCUCAGCAGACGACAUCAAGAAGAAGUACCGGCAGCUCUCGCUCUUUAUCCAUCCUGACAAGAAUCCCCACGCUCGUGCACCAGAUGCCUUCGAACUGCUCAAACAGGCCGAGUCUCAGCUCUCCGAAAAACCAAAGCGUGAAGAGAUAGAUGCGGUCAUUAACCAGGCUCGCAUCGUUCUGCUCAAAGGCAUGCAGCUCCCCACCACAACACCGGAUAACGACCCUAAGCUGAAGGGGUUGAAUCCUCCCUGGCAAGAACAAUUUUUGGCGAAAGCCAAGGAGCUAUUGAUUGAGGAAGAGGUCCGGCGGAGGAAGGCGAUAAAGAUGAACCUGGCGAAUGAGGGUCUCGAGGCGAAGAAAAAGGAAGACGAGGUCACCGCCAGAAAGCGCAAGGCAGAGGAGGACGCACAGUGGGAAGAAACACGCGAGCAACGUGUAGGUAGCUGGCGGUCAUUCGCGCAGGGCAAGUCGAAGAAAAAGAAGCAGAAGGUCGCCAUCCUCGGGUGAGCUUCUCGCAUGACUUAGAUACGUCUGCUUGCGUGCCACCGGAUCCCGGAACGCUGUACAAGGGACUCUACCUAUCUCGACCGAGUUGUAUCUCAUUCCAUCGUUCUCCGCAUGUAGUAUCUGCACAUACUGUAUUAUUAUAAUCUGUUAAAUAGAACGCUCGGUUAUACACCUGCCGAUUCAUACACAAC
Rhodofomes roseus is the source of this 1102-nucleotide messenger RNA. Its product is annotated as DnaJ-domain-containing protein. The record is from RefSeq and is a predicted model, not a curated record. Bases 210 to 911 code for a protein of 233 amino acids. NCBI's taxonomy places the organism in Eukaryota, Fungi, Basidiomycota, Agaricomycetes, Polyporales, Fomitopsidaceae. The transcript is spliced from 6 exons.